UCAUCGACAUUACACAAUUUAGUCCGAUUGUAACGAAAAUAGAAUGGCAGCGGCGAGCAGCGUGUCGGUUUUGGCCCCCAACGGCCGCCGCCAGACCGUCCGAUGCACAGGAAACACGACCGUAUUAUAAUCGAAGAAGUGUGUCGCAAACAGGGUUUGCAGCCCGAAGACUAUGAUAUUAAACACCACAACAAAGUCCUUGACACAACACUCUCUUUUCGUUUCUCAGGGCUGCCAAACAACGCUCAACUGGAACUAACCGCGGCUAAAAGGGCCCGGGUUGACUCAGAAGUAAUUUUAGCAGUAAGUCUGGACGAUGGAAAUCGCCUCGUCGGACAAUUUCUCCCUGAUGAAUCUCUCUGGGAUAUAUUAUUGACGUUGUGUCCCAAUGAAGUCGUUGUCAAGCAAAAUCCGGUGGUUGUUUACAUGAGGAACGAAGUGUACGGGGAGGAGAAGCUCCAGAACACCACUCUGAGGAGUCUGGGGUUAAGAGGGGGGCGCGCUGUUGUACGAUUGAUUCAUAAAAGUCCAGAACAAUUGAGCAUGCAAGCUGGGGUUUCUGCUCCUCUGACGGCUAAACCAGCGGAGCCCCAACGAUACACCGUCGAGACGGACCAAAAUAACCCCCCUCACGUUAUACAGAAAAAACAGGAGUUGGAUUUCGUACAAUUGUUAGCAAGGGAAAGAGAAAAACGCAAAUUGGAGAGUCCUUCGAAAGCGGUGGAGCCAGAAGUGCAGUCACCACGAACCAAACCCAAAAUCGAAUCCACGGAUGAAUCUAUGGAAGUGGAAGUGCAAACCUCUAACAAUGAAAAAACUGUAAAACCGGCGAAGAAGGUGCAAGUGGCGAAAGUCUACGACCACGAAGAGAAUUUCGUUUUUCUGGGGGACCGCCAGGCCAUGCUUUUCUCGUUGGAGUCUGCGCGGUCGCUGCCCGCUGAAGACCUUCCGGAUGAUUUCUUCGAACUCACUAUAGACGACGCCAAGAAAAUUUUGCACGAUAUCAAGCGGAAAAGGCAUGAAAUGGAGAACGCGAAUCUGAUGACGGCGGCCAUGAGGACUUUGGAAGAAUCGAAAAAGCAGCUGAGGCAGUUACACAAAUAUAAACAAUCGGUGAUUAGGGUACAAUUUCCGGAUAGGACGAUUCUGCAGGGUAGUUUUAAACCAAGAGAAACCAUCCAAGAUGUUAAAAAUUUCGUUAAGAAUUAUCUAGAGGAGGAAAAUCUAGAUUUCCAUCUUUAUACAACCCCUCCCAAGUCAAUCUUGAACGAACAAGACUGUCUUCUGGAGAUUGGGUGUGUACCAGGGGCUCUUCUGCACUUGUCGAGCAACGCGGAAAAAACAGUGUCUUUAAAAUCCGAACUCAAGGACAAAUUUACGACGAAUUCGAUGGCCAGUUUGGCCGCUUCCAAGCUCCGGAAAGAGACAACAAGAGUCGAGGAGGAGCCCGAAGGGGGCGAAGACGACUCCAUGGAGAUUUCAAGUGAUACAAAUGUGCCAGGUCCAAGUUCUCAACCCACCAGUUACGAAAGAAAGGUUAUCAAGUCUACAGAGAAAGUACCAAAGUGGUUUAAACCCUCAAAAUAAUUGUUAAGUUUACACUCGCAUUUUUACUUUAUAUACAUCAGUUAGCUUUAAUUCAGGUUGUAUUAAAUAAAAUUGAAGCAACGAU
Molecule: messenger RNA, 1672 nt
Organism: Zophobas morio
Lineage: Eukaryota; Metazoa; Arthropoda; Insecta; Coleoptera; Tenebrionidae
Product: tether containing UBX domain for GLUT4
Exons: 4
Coding region: 103-1587 (494 amino acids)
Biological process (GO): intracellular protein transport; glucose homeostasis
Cellular component (GO): nucleus; cytoplasm; vesicle membrane
Molecular function (GO): protein binding
Source: RefSeq, a predicted model, not a curated record